UGCGGUCCCGUGCUGCGCUUGGGCCCACGGCGCCUGGUCGCGAGAGGCCGCUGCUGCCAUCACUUUAGGGGUUCCGGCUAUUUGGGAGACUCGCGGAUUGCUUAUAGGCUACAGAGGCUGAAGGAGGAGCCAUACCCACUGAACAGUAUAUAAUUGCAGCACAUUGGCAUUUGUUCAUCUGACAUUUACAGAACUGAAUUAUCUUCUAUCCUUAGAAAUGGACUCAGAAAUCAAGGAGGACAUCCCUGUGCAUGAGGAAUUUGUUCUGUGUGGAGGAGUUGAAACCCAGAUUCUAAAAUGUGGGCCGUGGACUGACCUCUUCAAUGAACAAAGUGACAACAGGUCAAAGCUGCUCAUUUUCAUUAUUCCUGGUAACCCAGGUUUUUCUCCCUUUUAUGUGUCAUUUGCAAAAGCUUUGCACGCUUUGACAAAUAAACGCUUUCCAGUUUGGGCAAUCACUUAUGCUGGCUUUGCCUGGGCCCGCAAAGACAAGAAGGUCCUUACAGCACUAAACGAUCCAAAUACUCAAGAAAUCAAGGAUGUGUAUGGACUAAAUGGUCAAAUAGAACACAAAAUAGCAUUCCUGAGAACUUAUGUGCCAAAAGAAGUGAAGCUCAUUCUCAUUGGCCAUUCAAUAGGCAGCUACAUUGCUCUUCAGAUCUUGAAGCGUGCUCCUGAGCUCCCAGUCAUUCACACCUUUCUGCUGUUCCCAACAAUUGAGCGAAUGUCUGAGUCACCUAAUGGCAGAAUUGCUACUCCAUUACUCUGCUGGUUUCGAUAUGUGCUUUAUGCUGCUAACUAUCUGAUACUUAAGCCAUGUCCUGAGAAAAUCAAGUUAUUGUUAAUCAAAAUGGCCUUUCAAGUAAUGAACCUGAAGAAUGAAAUCUCAUCAAUGAAGGAAAUUUCACUGACAUACCUCUUACACCCAUUCUGCCUUGCUAAUGCUGCCUAUCUUGGGGGUCAAGAAAUGAUGCAAGUGGUGAAGAGAGAUGAUGAAAUCAUAAAGGAACAUUUAUCUAAGCUUACCUUUUACUACAGUCAGACAGAUCCUUGGUGCCCAAUGAAGUACUAUGAAGACAUCAAAAAGGCUUUUCCAGAAGGAGAUAUUCGACUCUGCGAGAAAAAAAUUCCUCAUUCUUUUGUCAUCCAUUUUAGCCAAGAAGUGGCUUGCCUGGUUGCUGAGUGGCUAAACAAUAAUCUAUCCAAAAUGUAAAGAUUGGCACAGGAAAGAACACCUAUAGACCAGUACAUGGAGGCUGUUGGCAUACUGUGCAACUAUUUAAUUCAUAUUGAUGCUUGGUGUUAAAAAGGAAAAAAGUGAGAACCUCUCCCAACUCCCUGUGCUGCAGACUACAGUGAACACAGCUGAUGGAUCCUUCCAUAGGACUAUAGCACACUUUCCCAGACUUGGGGAACACCAUGCUCUACAUGAAAACUUCUCUGCAUACAGCCCAGCAGCACCAGACAGGAUGGUUUGUUCAGCAGAAUCCUUGCAGACAAAAUCUAAAUGCUUUUGGUUUUAAUUGAGUACUGAUGUUCCAUCAGAAGCAUUCCAUUUUCUCCCAGAAAUGGGCCCACAUAGCAUGAUCAUUCCUUAAGGGUAGUGUGAUUUUGUCCUCCCAAGCCUGAAUCCCUUGGAGAAAGAUGGGCUCUCAUGUGCUACCAGCCAGUGGUUAGUGUUGACUGGUGAGUGAUGGUCCUUUUGCAUGGCUUUUAUACUGGAGCAAAUAACUUCUCAGAGGGAAGGCUCUAAACAGAAGUGCUGUUAGUCCAAGGAGAAGACAGUUAGAUCAGAUGCUCAAACUAUAGCAGGUGCCACACACAAGUCCCUACUGGCAUCUGCAUGAGGAGGCCAUCUGGAAGGCUGACCUUGGAAGGCAAGAUUCAAACUCUGAGUACUUUGAUACAGAAAAGGCUCAAUAGCAUGAGAUCAAAAAGUACUGGUAAAGCUGCUACUGGAAUGGAGAAUAGCAGCUGCAAAUCUCCUUUAGCAGUUAUUUUACAUUACUCUUUGUUCUCAAGCUCUGCUGUGUGAAAUUGUGUGUUACCUGCAUUUUGUAGAGCUUACAAAAGAUACUAAGUCUUCAUGACUUCCCUCAUAUAACCACCAAAUGAAUUUUUGAAAUAGAUGUUGUACCAGCAAUUAUAGCUGUGUCUGGCUUGACCUCUGUGUGCUAGGGAAAAGAUGUGGCAUGAGCAGUUUGCCUGAGUUAAGCUCGGCUGUUGAAGAACAACAACACUUUGCCAGGGCUCCUUUUAAAGAGGAAGAUCAGGUUUAAAACAACAGACACUCAUUUCCUCUGGGAAUUACAGAGCUAGGCAUGGUAGCACAUGCCUGUGAUCCCAGCACUCAGGAGACAGAGGUAGGAGUUUGAGUUCCAAUCCAUCCUAGGCUGUAUGGGGAGAACCAGUCUUACCAAAACAAAAAAGGAGAGAAAGAGAGCAAAGAAAGGGAGGGAAAAAGAACAGAGAAGAGAAAACUUGAUAAGCAGUGGAUUCUCCAGUAGUUCUUCCUGUGUUCUUGCCAGCCACAUGGAUGGUCAUUAUGGUCUUUAUCAUACGAGUAAAAAGCAUGAGCUGGCUCCUUGAGCCAGACCCUUGGUGAUUUCUAGUUUGUUUAGAGCCAAGAAACAAGCUCCAAAGACAGUUCAUGUGACCUGGGGUUCAAACUUACAAGGCCCUGUUGCCGCCACUUCUCUACUCAACCCUUAAAGAGCCAGGGACUUCCAGAGGUUUGGUUUUUCUUCAAUACACUCUGUAUUAUAACAACAACAACAAAAGUCUCAGAUUUAAAAAGACUUAAAUAUAACAAUCUAAUAUAACCCUGCAUCUAGAUUGGGUGAUUUUUAUUAUAAAUUUUGGGAACACAUUGGAUAGUGUCUGAUGUGUUAAUUUUCUGACAUAAGUGGUUGUGUUAUGGAGCAAGGAGUAGGAAAAUGAUCUUAUUUAUACUGAGAACACAAUAACAUAUCUGGGGACUACGAGGUAUCAUGUCAAUUACAAACAAUUCAUUCAGAGGAAAAUAAUGUUCUCUGUGCCUACAAACUUAUUGGAAACUUGAAGUAUAUAAAAAUAAUUAUACUUAAAGAAA
Jaculus jaculus (lesser Egyptian jerboa) is the source of this 3091-nucleotide messenger RNA. It is a transcript of the gene Ldah, whose product is annotated as lipid droplet associated hydrolase. Gene Ontology annotation, molecular function: lipase activity. Bases 218 to 1213 code for a protein of 331 amino acids. The transcript has 8 exons. The record is from RefSeq and is a predicted model, not a curated record. NCBI's taxonomy places the organism in Eukaryota, Metazoa, Chordata, Mammalia, Rodentia, Dipodidae. Gene Ontology annotation, cellular component: lipid droplet. Gene Ontology annotation, biological process: lipid storage.